GGCCAUUCUUGUCGCCAAAUCGCUUUUUUGAUCGAAUUCGUUUUGUAAAGCACAGGUUGCAAUCCAUGGUCUCUCCUAUCAAUGAAUACACUCUAGAAGACAAUACUGUCUUCUCUAUCGAAGGCAAGGGUUUAAAGCUGAACACUGCUGAAGAUGUGCAGCCCUUUGUCGAUACCAUCCUCCAGAUGGACGAUCUUCAGGAAAUCAGAAUGAGUGGUAACACCAUUGGUGUUGAGGCUGGCAAGGCUUUGGCUAGCGCUUUGCAAUCACGAAAGAACAUCAAGAUUGCCAACCUUUCAGAUAUCUUUACUGGUAGACUUCGUGAGGAAAUUCCACCUACUCUCAAGGCUAUUUGUGAUUCUUUGGAAGACAAGGAGAGUCUGAUUGAAUUGAACCUCUCUGACAAUGCCUUCGGCCCCGCUGGUGCUGAGCCAUUGAUUGAUUUCUUGACCAACAACCGAUCCUUGCAAAUCCUUCGUUUGAACAACAAUGGUCUUGGUAUUGGUGGAGGUACUAUGAUUGCCAAGGCUCUUUUGGCAUCUGCUAACAAGGCUAAGGAGGAGAACCGCACGUCAUCUUUGCAUACCAUCGUGUGUGGCCGCAACCGUUUGGAAGAUGGCUCCAGCCAAGCUUUGGCCGAUGCCUUUGCUGCUCAUGGAACUUUGGUAGAAGUCAGAAUGCCUCAAAAUGGCAUUCGCCCUGAUGGUAUCAGUAACCUUGUCAAGGGUCUCGCUGAAUGCAAGAAUCUCAAGCACUUGGAUCUUCAGGACAAUACCUUCACUGCCAAGGGAUCAGUUGCUUUGGCCAAGGUUUUGCCUACCUGGGAGCAUCUUACCCAUCUCAAUCUCGGUGAUUGUCUACUUUCUCGAAAGGGCGGUCUCGCCGUGUCCGAGUCCUUGAAGCUUGGCAAGAACAAGAAGUUGGAAUGGAUCAACUUGCAGUACAAUGAAAUCCAAAACGACGGUAUUUCCGUCCUUGCUCUCGCUAUUGAAGAACAUCUUGAUCAACUUACUGGUCUGGAACUGAACGGAAACAGAGUUGAAGCCGAAGACUCCUCCAUUCAGAAUAUUAUCAGUGCCCUCACGAAAUGGGAGCAUGAAGAUGCUUUAGAUGAACUCGAUGAUAUGGAAGAACUCGACAGUGAUGAGGAAGAAGAAGAAGAGGAAGAGGAAGAUGAAGAGGCAGAAGCUGAGGCUGAUGAACUCGCAGAUAAACUUGGUAGUACCCAUAUUUGAGAAAAGCCUGUAAUUUAAAAGCUACCAUAGAGGAUAGUGCUACUAUACAACAAUCCAUAAGACCAAUAUCGAUAUACAUUUAUACAUAUAUUUUUUUUUCUCUCCAACACCUUUAUCAUGCAUGCUACAUUACAAUUUUUUGGUUGCAGGUUUCGAAAUUGUCUGUGUUGCAAAAAAAAAAAAAAAUACUUUAAGCGUAGAUAUCGGCAUUUCCAUCAUUGCCCAGACUUUCUUCUUCUGCUCCUCCGUAGAAACUCAUUAGCCGUCAUCGCUUGGACUGUCUGUUGCAAUGUCAAGUUUUUUCGACGUAGCUCUUUCUGCUGCCAUGGU
Messenger RNA from Umbelopsis ramanniana AG, 1565 nucleotides. RefSeq lists its product as uncharacterized. The transcript has 2 exons. Gene Ontology annotation, biological process: nucleocytoplasmic transport; activation of GTPase activity. Bases 66 to 1235 code for a protein of 389 amino acids. The record is from RefSeq and is a predicted model, not a curated record. Gene Ontology annotation, molecular function: small GTPase binding; GTPase activator activity. NCBI's taxonomy places the organism in Eukaryota, Fungi, Mucoromycota, Umbelopsidomycetes, Umbelopsidales, Umbelopsidaceae. Gene Ontology annotation, cellular component: perinuclear region of cytoplasm; nucleus; cytosol.